This is a messenger RNA of Lasiosphaeria miniovina, 2064 nucleotides long. RefSeq lists its product as uncharacterized. Lineage: Eukaryota; Fungi; Ascomycota; Sordariomycetes; Sordariales; Lasiosphaeriaceae. The transcript has 2 exons. Gene Ontology annotation, biological process: ubiquinone biosynthetic process. The coding region runs from base 131 to 1627 and encodes 498 amino acids. Gene Ontology annotation, cellular component: mitochondrion. Gene Ontology annotation, molecular function: oxidoreductase activity, acting on paired donors, with incorporation or reduction of molecular oxygen, NAD(P)H as one donor, and incorporation of one atom of oxygen; FAD binding; 2-octaprenyl-6-methoxyphenol hydroxylase activity. The record is from RefSeq and is a predicted model, not a curated record.
AGUCAAGUUCAACAAUUACAUACAAACUUGAACACAUCCCGGCCAAGUCCUUCGCGGACCCCAUCAGUACAAAAAGCACUAGAGAGCACGAGAAGACGACGCGCUCGAAGCCUGAGAGCCUGUCUACGCGAUGGAUGUGGUGGUAAAAAGGCGGGCUGCGGCCUUUGUGUGCCGAAGCUGCACUCGUCGAUCUCAAAAGCAAUUGCAGCUGCAACCGCGACUGCGACUGCGACGCAGCUACUCAAGCGCCCCUCCUGGGCCUGACAUAUACGACGUUGUGUGUGUUGGCGGCGGCCCAGCUGGCCUGAGUCUUCUUACAGCUCUACGUGCAAAUCCUGCCACGGCCCACCUCCGAACCGCCCUCGUUGAGGCGCAGGACCUCUCCAAGCUCCGCUCGUGGAAGCUACCACUGGAUCGAUUCUCGAACCGAUGCAGCUCCUUGACUCCCUCGUCUGCCCUGUUUCUCGACAAGAUUGGCGCCUGGGGCCACCUCGAGCGAAGCAGGGUGCAGCCAUAUCAGGAGAUGCAGGUUUGGGACGGCGUUACCGGCGCCCGAAUCGAGUUUGACUGGGCUUCUGGCACGCCCCCACCUGCCGGAACCACAAUUGCAUACAUGGUGGAGAAUCUGAACCUGACAUCCGGCCUGCUAAGGCGUUUGGACGAGCUGGGAGGCGUCUCGGUAUUCGACAAUGCCAAGGUCGAGGACAUAUCAUUCGGCGAAGAGACCGAGGAGCUUGACCUGCGCGAGUGGCCUGUUGUUCACCUUACUGGAGGCAAUCAACUCUCUGCCCGGCUCCUCGUGGGUGCAGACGGAGCAAACAGUCCUGUGCGUUCGUUUGCUGGCAUCGAGGCUCGAGGAUGGGAUUACGGCCGCCACGGCGUGGUCGCUUCGUUGCAGCUGGAAGGGGAAGGCUGGGGCGGAGACCAGACCAAGGUCGCGUACCAGAGGUUUCUCCCAACCGGACCCGUUGCCAUUCUUCCUCUCCCGGGGAACCUCUCCACCCUCGUCUGGUCCACGACGCCCGCAAACGCCUCUCUCCUCAAGAGCCUGUCACCUCGAGAUUUCAUUGCCAUGGUAAACGCUGCAUUCCGCCUCGGCCCCACAGAUCUGGCAUUCAUGCAUAGCCAGAGCUCAGGCCAGGAUCUAGAAUACUCGUGGAGGCUAGAACAUACCCCAUUUAAUUCUCGGGCAGUGCCCCAGACUGUCGCCGUCGUACAGGAAGGCACGAUUGCCUCAUUCCCUCUAAAGAUGCGCCAUGCCGAUACAUAUGUCGGUGAACGCGUCGCGCUGGUCGGCGAUGCUGCCCAUACAAUCCAUCCACUAGCAGGCCAAGGGCUGAACCAAGGGCAAGGCGAUGUCCAGAGCCUUGCCAGCACCAUUGAAUACGCAGUCAGCCACGGCCAGGACAUUGGCGUUCGCAUGUCAUUGGAGCCGUAUGUCUCGGAGCGAUACUUGGCGAACCAUGUGCUGAUGGGUGUUUGCGACAAGCUCCAUAAGCUAUACUCGGUAGAGAGUGGCCCCUUGGUGUCCCUGAGGUCUUUUGGCUUGAACGCCAUGAACUCCUUCGGACCCCUGAAGACGUUCCUCAUGAACCAGGCUGCUGGGCAUGGCACCAAGGUCUUCUAAUGCCAUAUUUGGUUUUUCUUUCUGCGUUCAUGGCACCUUCAGUGGUACCAUAGAUGCCAAAUGUGCUUGUACAAAUGUAGGAAUACUCGGUACGUGUCUUGAUACUCGCUUGGUCUCGACCGACAGGCCACAACAAUAUAUAUUUCCAUUUCGUAUACUAUGGCCAUCCUACUACCGAGUCAAUACAAUGAACUAUCCGGCUUAGUUAUACAACCACACCGUAGGACAUUCGUGGUAAAAUGCAUUGUUUGCUAGUCAAGAUUUGAUCUGAACCCAUAUCACCAUAUCACCACCAUCGACGCUUCUCAACACUUCCCACAUGUUCCUUGUCCUUCCUCAACACUGCAAAUCUCCGUCGCGAGUAAAUGUCACAACGCAGCCGAGAAGUUUCGAUAGAACAUCGUCUACUGCAAGCUUGACAUCAGUCGGAAUCACUC